CUACAGCAACCACCAACCCUCCAGUAACAACAGACCCGACAAUAACAACAACAGAGGCACCAGAUCCUUGUAUCCCAAACCCAUGUGGGGUGGGUAGCACCUGUCAGAGGCGUUAUAAUGGCUCCAUCUGUUUAUGUGAACCCGGCCAAUCCUACUCUGUCAACGAGAAACGUUGUGAAGGAGCCAAGGUUUUCCCUGGAUCUCUGGUCCUGUCGAGUGCCUUUAAGAAAGGGAUGGAGGAUAAGGCAUCAAAGCUGUUCCAAGAGAAAGCUGACAAAAUAAUUAAUGCGAUGAGGAAGAUUUUGGGUAGUGAUGUUGAUGGAUACCUCCAGUCCACAGUGUUGGAACUCAGGGAAGCUGAUGUGAAGACAUUUCGGUCACGUGCCUCAAAGAUUGAUGCCACCGUGGAGAACCUAUACAAGUCCAGAGUCAACAUCAGUGAAGCAGGUGUCACAAAGAAGAUUGAAGAUGCCCUCCAGAGCUGUCAAAACGGGACCUGUAUUGAUAAUGUGUUUGUAAAUGCCGUUUACACAGACACUAACCUUUGUUCCCUGAAAGUAUGCCACACGGAAUCAACAUCUUGUAAGGCAGCUGAUGGUGUCUUUGAGUGUCAAUGUAAAACGGGUUACAUAAACACCGGACAUAGCAACAGAAUAUGCACAGCUUGUCCUAGUGGGGAAAAAGCAGAGGAUAAUGGUUGUGUCAAAUGUUCAUUUGGUCUUUCUGGAUUUAAUUGCAACGAGAGAUGGCAGUUAACUCUGGUGAUCGUUGGAUCUGUGCUCGGGGGUGUGCUGCUCAUCACGCUCAUUGUUCUGUCUACAAUGGCAUUCAAACCAUCAAAGGAGAAGUCUGAAAACAACAUCUAUGAAAGAUCCUAUCCUACCAAAGCUCCUGCUACCAAUGUGGGAAUGACCACUUUCCAAGCUAAUGCUAACACAAGGGUACCUCAAAUUCCUAGAGCCAAGGCUAACAAUAGCUGGAAUCAUGGUAGCAACCUAGAGAUGACGGAGAGUGGCAGCCAACAUGCUCUGAUCAUCAGGGACAAGAGAGGGAACCAGGACCCAGAUGAGAUGAAGAACCCAUACAACAGGAAUCCAUACAACCAGAAUCAGGGCCAGCCCAAUCUUUACUACAUGCAUGACAAUCCAUAA
This is a messenger RNA of Osmerus eperlanus (European smelt), 1151 nucleotides long. RefSeq names its product protein HEG homolog 1-like. The transcript has 11 exons. The record is from RefSeq and is a predicted model, not a curated record. The coding region runs from base 234 to 1151 and encodes 305 amino acids. NCBI's taxonomy places the organism in Eukaryota, Metazoa, Chordata, Actinopteri, Osmeriformes, Osmeridae.